CUGCGCGGGGCCGCCGGGAGAGAGGCGGAGCGAGGGCGGUGCUCCUGCCGAGCUCCCGCCGCGUUGCCGGCUGUAAAGGGCGGAGAGCGGCCCGCUGCUCCCUGCCAUGUCUAGGCACGUUUUCCUCACGGGACCCCCAGGGAUUGGAAAGACUACUUUGAUCCAGAAAGUCACUCAAGCACUAAAAUCCUCAGACGUUCCCGUUGAUGGAUUUUACACAGAGGAAGUUAAAGAAGGUGGCAGAAGAAGAGGAUUUGAUGUUGUCACUUUAUCUGGAAAACGAGGUCCUUUAUCUAGAGUUAGUUCUGAUUCUUCUACUUCAAGACGUGAAUGUCGUGUAGGACAAUACGUUGUAGACGUUGCUUCAUUUGAGCAGUUGGUUCUGCCUGUGCUGAGAAAUGUAAACCAGGGCAGUGAUGCAGAGAAAAAGAUUUGUGUCAUAGAUGAGAUUGGUAAAAUGGAACUCUUCAGUCAGGCUUUUAUUCAAGCUGUUCGUCAAAUGCUGGCUGGCUCUGGGACCGUGGUACUUGGAACUAUUCCAAUACCUAAGGGAAAGCCACUGGAUCUUGUUGAAGAAAUAAGAAGUAGGAGAGAUGUUGAAGUGUUCACUGUCAGUAAGGAAAACAGGAACAACAUCUUGCAGGACAUCUUGGCAGCUGUGGAGUCAUGCAGACAAUGAAGACCUUUUCUUGCUUGUGCCCUGGUGCUGGGAGCUUACAGGAAAGAGAAAAGACAAUCCCUGCAUUUGGAUAACAGUCUGGUUUUGACAUUGUCCCUCCUUGGAUGGGAGGAGGGUUAAAGGACACAAUGGCCCUGUUCCCUGGCAGCUCCAUUCUGGCCACAUUAAUUUGGAUAACAGUACAGCUUUCACGUCUGGGGAAAAGAGAAUUCAGAGAUCCCCUCUUUAGGAAUAUACAGCUCUGGCCUGCUUUUCACAAUAAAAAGCUGUGUCCUUAAGGUAUUCAUAAUCCCCUCAUUAGUACAGGCUGUUGUCAGACAAGAAGGAUGAAGGACUCCAAAUUCUGCCUGUACGGGACUUGCAACAAGAAAUGGAACUGUUGUGAAUGAAAUAUGUCUAGCUCCUGCCCCAGCAUUUACCAUUCAUUGCCUUUGGUAGCAGUGGCUGCUGCUCCUGCUUCACUCUGUUAUUUACGGAACACAGUAUAAUGUUGGAGACUCUUUGGAAUAAAAAUCUACCCAGCCCACAAUUUUUGAUGACAUAAAAUUAUUAAUUCUUUCAUGCCCUUGCUUUAAUUUGCUGAACAAGGAGAGGAUACUGGCAACUGUGACUUUUAACAUACCAGUAUAUUUGAAAUGGACUUACUGGAAGGGAACAAGAACUUCAUUCAGAAUGGAGACUUAUAUGGAAGCCAUAAUCUAAAUUUAAUUUCUGAAAUGCAGGUAUCUAAACUAUGGAUCCUGGGAACUCCUGUAGUGGUUGCUUGGUGCUUUUUGUUGUCUGUUUGUUAAUUUUAAAUCCAGAGCAUUCUUAAGGCACUUUGUUAGAUGGUUAGAUGGUGAAUGACUAAAGACCAAAGCACUUUCUUAGGUCUGUGUGCCAUAGACUUUGGAGCAUAAGCCUCUCUGCUCUUACAUGCUGAACAGUGGAAUUUCAGUGGAAUAAGUUAAGCUAUAAAAUACACUGCAGGAUAAUAUUUCUUUCAAUGAUUAAAUAGUUACCAAAAGAAUCUUCAGCUCUGCUAAGUUUUGAGCAGUGUGCUGAUGGGACCUUGUGUAGCAAGGGGAGUUAGUCACUGGAACAACUUAUCCAAAAUGGAGGUGAAUUUUUCUUUCUCAGCUGUGAAUGAAACAUCAGCCUUUUAAACCAGAGGGUAUUUUUUGCCACUGACAUCAGUGGCUCUUGCUUUCUGUUGCCUGGCUCUAGAUUGGUGAGUUUUUUGUUGUUGUUGCUGUUCUUUAAAUUCAUUUUCUGAUCUACACAGUGCUUUUAAGAGAAAUAAAGAGAAAUUCUGUGAUCUGUGUUCAGCAGGAGAUCCUAAAUGGUUUCAACAGUCAUUUCUGGCUUUUGUAUUCUGAGACAGUCCUAAAGAAAUGAUUUGCCUGUCCCAAAUAUGCACUGAGAAAGCAGUAUUAACAACUGAAGUUAGCUUUUAUGGCACACAGUGUUUACUUCAGAGGUAAAAAAAAAAAAAAUGUAUUCUCUGGUCUCACAUUAGUAAAAUAUUUGGAAAGCCUUGACAGAACUGUAGCAACAAACAGCAUUCACCGUUCCCCUGAUGGGCUAAUUUUACUAAUAGCACACAUUUGGUGAAAAUAACCUCUGAUGUAACAGCAAGAUUCCAGAUGACAGCAUUAGUGCACCUGCAGGUUUUAAUUGGUGCAAAAAAGAGGGGACUGUGAGGUACCAAUUAUUUUCUCAAAGCCUGAGAAUUGAGGACAUUUUUGGCAAGGCGGCUUGUAAUCCAACAUAAAUAGCACGCAGCAUGGAAUAAACAGGGCCUGUAUUAUUUAUCAUGCAUUAGACCAUUUUUGACUUGUCAUACUCUGAGAAGGCUGAAUGAGAGGUGAAUCUUUAACACUGAACCUACUGCAAAGUUAAUUAUAAGUAAUAUGUCUGUCUUGCAGAUUUCAGGUUGUACAAGCAGUAGUGAAAUGCUGUAAAUACCAGCUCCCGGUCCAGGGAGCAAUCUAAAAAUGGCAAUAAUUGGGUAGUUUAAAAAAAAAAAAAAAAAA
Molecule: messenger RNA, 2694 nt
Organism: Phasianus colchicus (ring-necked pheasant)
Lineage: Eukaryota; Metazoa; Chordata; Aves; Galliformes; Phasianidae
Gene: NTPCR
Product: nucleoside-triphosphatase, cancer-related
Molecular function (GO): ATP hydrolysis activity
Source: RefSeq, a predicted model, not a curated record